GUGGCUCCCACAGUCCAACGAGACGAUGACACGAGCUGCGUGGGAGUGGACAAUCCCACGCUGCUUUUAAUCAUCAGUCCUCAAGAAGCUGCUUGGCUUGCAUGCUCGGUACAUGUAUCGCAUUGUCCAUACGUUGUAUUGUACCGCCGUGCCUGAACUAUGCGUCGUGGUGUCGUUGAAGACGUCGACAUCAAGACCAUAUACCUCGGGUUGGAAGAUACCUCGAGGAACGCCAGGUUCGUUCGCAAUUGCGAACGAACAGCAAACGGAAGAGGAGAAGUGUCCCCUCUUCCUCACCCCCGGCCGGGCUUUGCCCCGUUACAUUCCCAUUCCAUUCUUGUCUCCCAAUCUCUUGCCGGCCUGUUCACCAUCCCGCCCUGCCCUGCCCUCUCCAAACUUCUUAGCUCUCGAUAUUCACCUAUCCUGUCCUAUCCCCUUUCAUCCCAACCCAUCCUCGCCUUCGUUAGCCCGGCACGCUCGUUGGAUCAGAGUUUCGAUCAACGGCGGGCCCCGUCUCGUUUCCCCCGUAGUCCCGGCUUUCCUUAAUCGUCCUGACGUCUGUCCAUCUUCCACAACCCCCAAGUUGCCUUCGUCUCCAUCUCUGGCGUGUAUCCAUUUUACCGCCCUCCUCCUCCUCCUGGACACCGCAUCUGUCACGAAUCAGAACCAUACCGUGGCCCCUCUCCGGAAGGUUGAAAGGCCGGUUCGUCUUGCAUCUGACUGGGCCGAUUAAAUACAUACGACCCGCAUGGCACUCCGUCAUACGCUUUUCUUACCUCCCAUCUACGGCCAUGGCGUGUGUUCCUUCCUGUCCGCCAGAAAGAGACGUCGUCGUUGGAUUCCGGGGGGGAGGGGUGUAGCUGCCCUUGACCAACGUCUUGUUUGCCUUCCGGAUUCUACACUCCUAGACUCUACACACACACCUCUUACACCCACACCUUCUUUCCCACACCUCGGCCCCUUUUGGAGCUAAAGCACCUUCUAUCCUUCUUGACACCGCACGGGCGUGG
Colletotrichum godetiae is the source of this 1010-nucleotide messenger RNA. RefSeq lists its product as uncharacterized. Lineage: Eukaryota; Fungi; Ascomycota; Sordariomycetes; Glomerellales; Glomerellaceae. The record is from RefSeq and is a predicted model, not a curated record. The transcript has a single exon. Bases 113 to 733 code for a protein of 206 amino acids.